Procambarus clarkii (red swamp crayfish) is the source of this 675-nucleotide messenger RNA. The record is from RefSeq and is a predicted model, not a curated record. NCBI's taxonomy places the organism in Eukaryota, Metazoa, Arthropoda, Malacostraca, Decapoda, Cambaridae.
AUGGAGGCUUCAGUAGCAAGCAUUAACUUUUCGAAGGCUUCAGGCGUCGAAGGGUACAGCCCUCCAAAGGUACAGACCUCCAAGGGUACAGACCUCCAAGGGUACAGACCUCCAAGGGUACAGACCUCCAAGGGUACAGACCUCCAAGGGUACAGAUCUCCAAGACUACAGCCCUCCAAGGGUACAGCCCUCCAAGGGUACAGAUCUCCAAGACUACAGCCCUCCAAGACUACAACCCUCCAAGACUACAGCCCUCCAAGACUACAACCCUCCAAGACUACAGCCCUCCAAGACUACAACCCUCCAAGGCUACAGCCCUCCAAGACUACAACCCUCCAAGACUACAGCCCUCCAAGGCUACAGCCCUCCAAGGCUACAGCCCUCCAAGGCUACAGCCCUCCAAGGCUACAGCCCUCCAAGGCUACAGACCUCCAAGGCUACAGCCCUCCAAGACUACAGACCUCCAAGGCUACAGCCCUCCAAGGCUACAGCCCUCCAAGGCUACAGCCCUCCAAGGCUACAGCCCUCCAAGGCUACAGACCUCCAAGGCUACAGCCCUCCAAGACUACAGACCUCCAAGGCUACAGCCCUCCAAGACUACAGCCCUCCAAGACUACAGCCCUCCAAGGCUACAAGUACCAAACCCUUGAAGACCUCAGACAUGGAACACUUUAA